Molecule: messenger RNA, 3088 nt
Organism: Chironomus riparius
Lineage: Eukaryota; Metazoa; Arthropoda; Insecta; Diptera; Chironomidae
Source: the annotation of a GenBank genome assembly
GUAACUUUAAAAUUUUACAUAAACAAAAUUAGAACUUAAAAUUAAAAAAGAAAGAGAUUUGGUUCAUUCGCAUUUCACGUAUAGACGUGCUGAUGACAAGCGGUUGAUUAAAAAAAUUAUUUUCGGUGAUCGGCUGUUAAAUUGAAGAUUGUAGUGAACGAAUUAAAAAUGGAUAAAUCUCAAGAGAAAACUCACCAUGAAAUCUUCGCACUGCGCAAUGAUCUUUUAAGAUCCAACAAGUUAUUUGAGGAUAACUCAUUUCCUCUACAUGCACCAGGAUCCAAAAUUAAAUGGUUACGUCCACGUGAAAUUUGCAAAAACCCGCAGUUAAUUGUUGAAGAAAUUUCACGUUUCGACGUGAAUCAAGGUGCUUUAGGAAAUUGCUGGUUCAUGGCAGCAAUUGACUGCUUAGCACGCCAUAAGCAGCUUUUUUACGAAGUUGUUCGUGAAACAAACAGCAGUUUUACCGACGGUGCAUACUGUGGAUUGUUUCAUUUCAGAUUCUGGUAUUUUGGAUCAUGGACUAAUGUAAUCAUUGAUGAUCGUCUACCAACUAGAGAUAAAAAACUUGUAUUCGUGACAUCAAAAUCUGAGAAUGAAUUUUGGCCAGCACUUUUGGAAAAAGCGUAUGCCAAAUUGUAUGGAGGCUAUGAAAAACUCGAAGGCGGACAUGUAACUGAAGGCCUUGCAGAUUUGACAGGUGGCGUUACCGAAGUUUAUGAUCUAAAAGAUCGUCCUGGAUACUUUUACGAAAUGAUCUGUAAAGCAUUUAAACGAAAUACGCUCAUGGGAGCAGCAAAAUACAAUGAAUCAAGAAACAUUGGCUUAACAGCAGGUCAUGCGUAUGCAAUCACACAUAUUACACCCGUUGCUGACGUUUAUGGAAAUCACAUAAAUUUAAUAAGAAUCCGAAACCCUUGGGGUAAUGAAAAGGAGUAUACAGGCGACUGGAGUGACUCUUCUAUGAAAUGGAACAUUAUUUCGAUUAAAGAGAAGCAACGCAUUAAAUGGGAUCCAAAAGGAGAUGGAGAAUUUUGGAUGUUAUUCGAAGACUUUCUGAUUCAUUUUGAUUAUUUAGAGAUUUGCAAUUUGCUACCAGACUUGCUGACUCGAGAACCUCACAGUGGAAGACAAUGGAAAUUCACAUCUUUUCGGGAAGUCUGGAAGAAGAAUGGCGCGAUUCAUCAUAUAUUUUCAGCUGUUGAUCCAGAUACAGAUGAUAAUGAAGAAUAUUGCACUGUUGUUCUGGCAGUCAUGUCCCUCAGGAGAAAUAGAAACGAAAAAAAUCGUCGUAUUAGACUUAAAAUCACUACACCAGAUGACCAAACUUUUCAAAGAAUCUCUAUUCCUAAUGAUUAUAAUCGCCGUGAAUAUGUCUUUCGUUAUGACAUGGUGCCUGGUACGUACGAUUUAGAAAUUUUGUCAUAUUACAAUAAUGACACUUUUGAAUACUUAUUUCGCAUAUUCUACGAGACUAAGAAAGACAUAAAUCAUCCGUUGAUGUUGUACCAGCCCUUAAAUACAUGUAAGAAAGCUUGCAAAUCUACCGAAAACGGUAACGCAAAAGAAAUGGUUUACUAUUCUCAAAAGAAGUACGAAACUAGAUUCUGCAAUAUUUUAUGAAAAUCGUUACAUUAAUAAAGUUUAAUUUCAUUUAUUUUUACAUUUUACUUAAAUUAUUUCUUCUUUUUCGACCCAACCUUUUCAGCUAGCUUAUGCUUUACUUCCCCUAAAUGGACACUAUGUCCUGUACUCUUGAGAUGAGUAAAUAAUUUAUUUUUGGACUGAAAUACCUGCUUACAGGUUGCACAGCGAUAAAUUAUAUCUUCAGGUUCAAUUGGAUCAGUCUUUAAAUCCUUUUGUGGCUCUACGACUAGUUCUUUUACUUCCUUUUUGGGUUCCUUUUUCUCUUUCUUGCUUUUUGACUUUACUUUCUUGCUUUUUUUAUUGCUAGACCAGUCAUCAUCGUCGCUAUCACUCUUAUUAAGUAAUUCUAUAGGCUCUGGAUUUUCCUGUACAGCUUCAACCUGAAUAUCAUCAUGCUCACUCUCUGACUUAACUGGUUCCUCGACAUUUUGAAAUUUCUUUGACUUCUUUUUCUUCGACUUUUUGAUUUUGGACUUUGAUGUUGUUGCUGCUUCCUCUGACUCAUCAGCAGAAACUUCUAAAUCCUUAUUUCCAUUUACAGCCUUUUGAUAACUUUCUUCCUCAGAAUUCAUUUCCUUUUUCAGCUUUUCAACAUUCUGUUUAUGCUUCUUUGAAGCGUCAUGAUUGCUUUUGGCUCCUUCAUUCUUAAAACUUUUAUUACAUGCUAUACAGUAUAGUUCCUCGUCAAAUUCUUCCUCGAAUUCAUCAGAGUUUAACUGACAUUCAUCGAUAUCAUUUUCGAUUCCCUCGACAUCAUCUAAAUCUUGCUCGUUUUCGUCGUCAGAAUAUUCACUGUCUGAGAAUUGAUUCAAAUAUUCUUCUUCUAAUUUUUUGAGCUGGUCCUGUUGAUCUUUGUGGACUUUUGAGUUCCUUUGUUGCUCUCUGAUUUCGUCAGUUCUCUUUCUAAUUUGGUCUAAUCGAUUCUGUUGACUUUUGAGACGAUUGUGAGCAGCUUUUUCUUCCAGCAUUUUUCUAUAUUCAGCCAUUCUCUUAUCACGUUUCUUUACAAACAACACUAAUGAUUUAACUUCGUCAUUUCUUUCUUUUCUAGCUUUCUGUUGGAUUUUCUUAUGUUCCUUAUCGAUUAAUUUCAGCACACGACGAUCACGAAUUUCAUUGACAUCAUGUGUAAACAGCCAUGAAUAUGAUUUCUUUGUAGAAUAACUCUCCCAGUGUCCAUAGAAUUUAAUUACAUCAUCAAAACUACUUGAUGAAUUUCCAAACAUUGGAAUAUUAAGAAAAUCGUCUUCUUCUAAAUGAUAUUCAGAAUCCUCAGCUGCAAUUUUCUCGAAAACUAUUCUAUACACAGUAUAGAAACCUUCUUUACUGUCAUUAAAACCUUUAUAGCAUGAUGAAUUGAAAUAUUGAUAAACAUCCAGUGACUCAUCUUCGUAAUUUGACUGUCUUCCUUUCAAAAUCUGAUCUCUGUGCUUAUCGUACC